Messenger RNA from Cicer arietinum (chickpea), 3310 nucleotides. RefSeq names its product pentatricopeptide repeat-containing protein At3g62890-like. The record is from RefSeq and is a predicted model, not a curated record. Gene Ontology annotation, biological process: RNA modification. Gene Ontology annotation, molecular function: protein binding; zinc ion binding; RNA binding. NCBI's taxonomy places the organism in Eukaryota, Viridiplantae, Streptophyta, Magnoliopsida, Fabales, Fabaceae.
AUGGGGUAUAUUGAAAUUACUAUAGACGAUCGUGGUGCACUAACAUUUAAUGAUGUCAGAUAUAUUCAAAAAAUGAGACAUAAACUAAUCUCCCUAGGUACUCUACAGGCAAAUGGCUUCUCAUAUAAGUCUGAUGGAUAUAGGGACAUUUUGAAGUGUACCAAACACAAAAACAUGAUUGUUACUAAGCCUAUUCAUGUUGUUAACUAUGUUAGACUUAGCUUUUUGAUUGAUUCAUUCAAAUCCAUGCAACAAAUUAAGCAAACCCAUGCACACUUAAUCACCACAUCAAUAAUCUCACACAAUGUACUAGCCAACAAAUUCCUAAAACAUGUUGCUUUAUACUCUCUUUCUUAUGCACACAAACUGUUUGAUACAAUUCCUCAACCAGACUUGUUCAUUUACAAUACCAUGAUCAAAGCAUAUUCUUUGUCACCCAAUUCUAGCUGUGAUUCUGUUGGAGUAUUUCGAUCGUUAAUUCGGGAUUCAGGUCUUUCUCCGAAUCGGUAUAGCUUUGUGUUUACUUUUGGUGUGUGUGGAAAUGGGUUGUGUGUGAAGGAGGGGGAACAGGUUCGUUCACAUGCUGUGAAAGUUGGUUUGGAAAAUAAUGUGUUUGUUGUAAAUGCUUUGAUUGGUAUGUAUGGAAAGUGGGGAUUUUUGGAGGAUGGGCGGAAGGUGUUCGAUUCGGCUAUCGAUAGAGACUUGUAUAGUUGGAACACCAUGAUUGCUGCUUAUGUUGGAUCCGGUGACAUGAUUCAAGCUAAGGAAUUGUUUGAUGAAAUGCAAGAGAGAGAUUUUGUAUCAUGGAGUACUAUAAUAGCUGGUUAUGUUCAGGUUGGCUGUUUCAUGGAGGCUUUGGACUUCUUCCACAAGAUGUUGCAAACCAAGGUCAAACCGAAUGAAUAUACCAUGGUAAGCGCUCUCGCAGCCUGUUCAAAUCUUGUCGCGUUGGAUCAGGGAAAGUGGAUCCAUGUUUACAUUCGCAGGGGUGAAAUUAAGAUGAAUGAUAGACUUCUUGCUAGCCUCAUUGACAUGUAUGCAAAGUGUGGAGAGAUAGAAUCUGCAUCAAGUGUUUUCUAUGAACACAAAGUGAAGCGAAAGGUUUGGCCGUGGAAUGCAAUGAUUGGUGGGUUUGCAAUGCAUGGAAAACCUGAAGAAGCUAUAAAUGUCUUUGAACAAAUGAAGGUUGAAAAUGUUUCUCCUAAUAAAGUAACAUUCAUCGCCUUAUUAAACGCUUUUAGCCAUGGCUAUAUGUUAAAGGAGGGAAAGUUAUAUUUUGAAUUGAUGACUAAUGAUUAUGGAAUUAUUCCUGAAAUAGAGCAUUAUGGAUGUAUGGUAGAUUUACUUGGUCGUUCCGGGCUCUUGAAGGAAGCUGAAGACAUGAUUUUGAACAUGCCUAUGGCUCCAGACGUUGCGAUUUGGGGAGCAUUGUUGAAUGCUUGUAGAAUAUAUAAAGAUAUGGAACGCGGAUAUAGAAUAGGUAGGAUAAUUAAAGAAAUUGACCCUAAUCAUAUAGGGUGUCAUGUUCUGUUGGGUAAUAUAUAUUCUUCAUCUGGGAGAUGGAAUGAAGCAAGAAUGCUGAGAGAGAAGAAUGGAAUCAGUAGUGACAAGAAAAAGAUUCCUGGUUGCAGCUCAAUUGAAUUGAAAGGGAUGUUCCAUCAAUUCCUUGUUGGAGAUCGAUCGCAUCCACGAAGUAGAGAGAUUUAUUCGUUUUUGGAUGAAAUGAUAAGCAAGUUGAAGAUUGCAGGGUAUGUUCCUGAGUUAGGGGAACUUUUGCUUGACAUUGAUGAUGAGGAAGACAAAGAGACUGCUCUUUCUGUUCACAGUGAGAAGCUGGCUAUUGCUUUUGGACUGAUGAACACAGAACCGGGAACUCCAAUUCGCAUUGUGAAGAAUUUAAGAGUUUGUGGGGAUUGUCAUCAAGCAACAAAGUUUAUCUCCAAGGUUUAUGAUCGAGUAAUUGUAGUUCGUGAUAGGACAAGGUAUCAUCACUUCAAAGAUGGAAUUUGUUCAUGCAAAGACUACUGGUAGACAAUGAAGCACUAACAAAAAAAGGUGCCGGACACAACACUUACACAUAGACACUGUCGGUGUUGAACACGGAGACAUGUCGGACACCAGACACACCUUUAAUCUGAAAUGAAAGUGGUAGAUAAGGAAAGUGUUCUUCAAACAUAAUGCCUAAUGCAUAAAUCUGCUCUCCCUGCUGUGUGUUUGAGGAGGAAUUGGUGUCUGGUGAGUUUGGUUGAUUGACAAAGUCCAAAGAAGGUUAAAAGUCCUCUAUAUUUGCAAGUUGUAGGGAUUCAACAAUGUACUUUCCAAAGGAAAGAAAAAAAAAAAGCCCUUUGCUUUAUGCAUCACGGUGAGGGUUUUUGUCCUGCAUGAUGUUGAUUGUUUGUUCAAUGAGAUGGAUUAUUGUGAGGUUUCAUGACAUGCCCAUUUUCUCUAGGAACUGAUGAGGUUGACUUGGUCUGUAUUAAGUACCCUUGACUUGGUCUUGUAUUCUGUAAAAAAAUAAUAAAAAACCAAGUCUUUUGUUUUGUGUAAAAAAUAUGAGAAUGUUAAUGAAGCUGGUUUCUACUAAGCAUAUACUAGUUCUUCUUGACUCGGGGAUUUCCAUUUCCUGAUAAAGCUUGAUUCCGACAAACUUUCUAAUGCUGCAGAAGCCUUCUUGCCACAUUAGAUAAACCCUGUAGUUGAAAUCUUUAGGUAAGGCUGGUGACCUUACAACCAGCAUUGUAUCCCGCAUUCAGGAGGUUUGGAAAUCCAUGCAGAGACUACCUUGUUGUCAUGUUUUAGUAAUAUAUUUGAUCAAAGAUGAGGUUUAAUUAUACAGAAAUUGUAAUAGGGGGAAUGAGAAGCAUAAAAGGAGAGAAGGUUAGGUAUUAAAGGGAAAAAGGAGGACACAACUGAAGUAGAAUGAAUCAACUUGAGAGAGUUAGCAGUGUUCUGGAUUUCUGUCAUUUUCUAUUGCUCAUGUCUUCUAAAAAUGCUGUUCUGAAUUUGACAUGGAAGAAUACUUAGGUACAAGGAAAUAUGCUUUGGUGAAGAUGGAGAUUCUUUUGUUUCACAUUCAUUGGGAUUUUUCCUCAAGCUUUUUCUGCUUUUGCCUUUUGUAGUUUAUGGUAUUUUGUUAUGCAAAAGAAAAGGCACAAAAGAAAAGCAAUAGCAAGGUCAUAUCCUUUGUAACUUAUUGAAUUAGAAGUGUUUAGUAAUAUUAACAAUUGAACUAGUUGAUAGAUAUAAAAUAAUAAAGAUAGAGAAGGAAGUUAAGUAUGUUAUAAGCGGUCAAAUGCAAGGUACUUUUUUA